UGCUUUUGCAUUGACUGUGUUUGCCUGUCUCACCUCUUAUCCCUUCCUCUGGCAAUCCAUCUUUUAUAUAGAGACUGAGAUUGUAUUCUUAAAAUUCAGAUCUAAAUGUCAUUCUUUUAAAAAAAGUUUGAAGGCAUAUAAAAUCAGCAGAGGCAGUAAUGCAGGGGAUAAGAGAUUGGCCUCUAGAAUGGAGGCCAGACUGCCUCAAUUGGAAUACCCACUGCAGCACUUUGCAGUCUUUGGCAAGUUCUCAGUCUUCUUGAUGUGUACUGUAUAAAAUACUGAUUAUAUUAUCUGCAUUAGGCUUGCUGAGAGGAUUAAAUGGGAUGUAUAUUAUAAAACCUUUAGCAGUGUCUGGUACCUAAUAGGCUGUUAUUUCUUCCCUUCAUAUUACUACCAUUGCUGUUACUGUUAUUGCUAUUACUAGGUCAUGGCUAACUUCAUCAUUUUCUAUCCUGUUUCUCCACACACAUCGUCAGCCACUGCCCUUCAUUUUGUAUGACCUGGUGAAGGCCGUCUGUUUGCUCGUCCCUGAAAAGGUCAUGGUUUUUCGUGUUGAUGACUCCCAUUUUUAUUUCUCUGGCCCAGAAUUUCCCUGUACUUGAUCUCCACUUGGAAAUCUGGUUGGAAUCUCAAGCAUAAUAUUAGCCAUGUGACUAAAUUGUAGCUCUUUGUUCCUCUUUCUAAACCUUUUUCGUCUUUCCUCCCUUUUACCCAGGACCUGAUGUCUCCCAGCCUUCCCCAUCUCUUAAGUUUUUGGCAGUGCUCAAGCCCCAAAUUUAAGGAAUUGCAUUUUCUGAAAAAGAAACAGAAGCGUUUUCUGCAUGGAUCAUAUCUAAGUGCACUUUUUGCUGAAUGCAUCAUUUCUGAAUAUUUUCAGCUGUAACCCUUGGACUAAAAGCCGAAAUACUCAAAACUGUGUACGAUGCAUUAGGGUAUUGAAGAAAAUUAAUUUCUGAGUCAAAUUUUUGGAAUAUAAGGAAGGAAAGGUAACUGAAAAUGGGGCGGAAGAAAAUACAAAUCACACGCAUAAUGGAUGAAAGGAACCGACAGGUCACCUUUACAAAGAGAAAGUUUGGCUUGAUGAAGAAAGCCUAUGAACUUAGUGUGCUCUGUGACUGUGAAAUAGCACUCAUCAUUUUCAACAGCUCUAACAAACUGUUCCAGUACGCCAGCACUGAUAUGGACAAAGUCCUUCUCAAGUAUACAGAAUAUAAUGAACCUCACGAAAGCAGAACCAACUCGGAUAUUGUUGAGGCUCUGAACAAGAAGGAACACAGAGGGUGCGACAGCCCAGACCCUGAUACUUCCUAUGUGCUAACUCCACAUACAGAAGAAAAAUAUAAAAAAAUUAAUGAGGAAUUUGAUAAUAUGAUGCGGAAUCAUAAAAUCGCACCUGGUUUGCCUCCUCAGAACUUCUCAAUGUCUGUCACUGUCCCUGUGACCAGCCCUAAUGCUUUGUCCUACACUAACCCAGGGAGCUCACUUGUGUCCCCGUCUUUGGCAGCCAGCUCGACAUUAGCAGAUUCAAGCAUGCUCUCUCCACCUCAAGCCACAUUGCAUAGAAACGUAUCCCCUGGAGCCCCGCAGAGACCACCGAGUACUGGUAAUUCAGGUGGGAUGUUGAGCACUUCAGACCUCACGGUGCCAAAUGGAGCUGGAAGCAGCCCAGUGGGAAAUGGAUUUGUAAAUUCAAGAGCUUCUCCAAAUUUAAUUGGAACUACAGGUGCAAAUAGUUUAGGCAAAGUUAUGCCUACAAAAUCUCCCCCUCCUCCAGGUGGUGGCAAUCUUGGAAUGAACAAUAGAAAACCAGACCUUCGAGUUGUCAUCCCCCCUUCAAGCAAGGGCAUGAUGCCGCCACUGUCGGAGGAAGAGGAAUUGGAGUUGAAUACCCAGAGGAUAAGCAGUUCUCAAGCCACUCAACCUCUAGCUACCCCGGUCGUGUCUGUGACAACCCCAAGCUUGCCUCCGCAGGGACUCGUGUACUCAGCGAUGCCGACCGCCUACAACACUGACUACUCACUGACUAGUGCAGACCUGUCAGCCCUACAGGGCUUCAACUCCCCAGGAAUGCUGUCUCUGGGGCCAGUGUCAGCCUGGCAGCAGCACCAUUUAGGACAAGCAGCCCUCAGCUCUCUGGUUGCUGGAGGGCAGUUAUCUCAGGGUUCGAAUUUAUCCAUCAAUACCAACCAGAACAUCAACAUUAAGUCAGAACCAAUUUCACCUCCCCGGGAUCGAAUGACCCCAUCAGGCUUCCAGCAGCAGCAGCAGCAACCACCGCAACCACCACCACCGCAGCAGCAGCAGCAGCAACAGUCACAACCCCCCCAGCCCCAGGCCCAGCCCCGGCAGGAAAUGGGGCGCUCCCCUGUGGACAGUCUGAGCAGCUCAAGCAGCUCCUAUGAUGGCAGUGACCGGGAGGAUCCGAGGGGUGACUUCCACUCUCCGAUUGUGCUUGGCCGACCACCGACCACCGAGGACAGAGAAAGCCCUUCUGUAAAGCGAAUGAGGAUGGACGCAUGGGUGACCUAAGGCUUCCAGGCCGGUAUCUGUAAUUUGUGUUACUGCAGUGAACUGCCCUACAUAUCUAAAUUGGUAAAUAAGAACAUGAGUUAAACAUAUUUAUAUGUACAUACAUAUAUAUCCCUUUACAUAUAUAUGUAUGUGGGUGUGAGAGUGUGUGUGUGUGCGUGUGCGCGUGUGUGUUGCAUACACAGAAUCAGGCACUUACCUGCAAACUCCUUGUUGAUCUGCAGACGUGCGUCCCGUGGCAAACAAAGCACCCUGUAGGCAGUCUAGUCUGGCACUUCCUCGGACUACUUGUUUCAUAAGAUAACCAGUUUUUGCAGAGAAACGUGUACCCGUAUAUAAUUCUCCCACAUUAGCUUGCAGAAUCUAGAGGGCCCCCUACUUGUUUUAUCUAACUGUGCGGUGACUGUAGUUACUUAAGAAAAAUGCUUUGUAGAACAGAGCAGUAGAAGAGCAGGAACCAAGAAAGCAAUACUGUACAUAAAGUCAUUUAUAUUAAUUACCCAACCUGGCAUGGGUCUCUAUUGCAAAGGGGUGCAUGGGAAAGGGCUGUUGAUACUAAAAACAAAACAAUAAAAACAAAAAAAAAAAAAACCCACAAAAAACCCCACAUAACUGUUUUGCACGUGCAAAAAUGUAUCGGGUCAAAGAAGUGAUCUUUAGCUAAUAAAGAGAGAAUAGAAAACACGCAUGAGAUAUUCAGAAACUACUAGCCUAGAAAUAUAGAGCAUUAAAAAAAUAAAUUAAUAUAUUAAGUUAUAAUUGGAAUAUGUCAGAAGUUUCUUUUUACAUUCAUAUCUUAAAAAUUAAACUGAUUUUAGCUCAUGUAUAUUUUAUAUGAAAGAAAACACCCUUAUGAAUUGAUGACUAUAUAUAAAAUUAUAUUCACUACUUUUGAACACAUUCUGCUAUGAAUUAUUUAUAUAAGCCAAAGCUGUAUGUUGUAACUUUUUUUUAAAGAGAAUAGCUUUAUCUUGUUUUAACUUUUUAGUUUUAUUUUAAGAGGGGAAACAAAAAAUAUCUUGCAAGCAGAACCUUGGAAACAAAAAGCCAUGAACACUUACUAUUCUAUAUGUAAAUUAAAAGUUGAGCCAAACUCUUUACGUGUAUAUAGCAUCUUCAAUAGAUUAUCACCUUUGAUGUAAGUACCUAUGUAUUGUAUGGUCACCAGAUUAAAAAGUAUAUUUUUGUGGAUUGCCGCCAAUUUGGGAGGAAAAGGCGAGGUCCUUAUUAAGUAGAGUAUUCACUGUUUAAUAUUUACUAUUUUGUUAAAUAUACUGUACUUUGGAUUUUAAUUAUUAGCCCAGUUUUCCAGAGGAUUGUAUACAGGGGUUUCUCCCCUCACUGGUGGUGAGUGUGUGAUGUUACAUUGUACUCUUCGUGCUGUAUGGGUUGAGCAUCAUUAUAUAUUUUAUAUCUGUACAUAAAUAGCAAAGUGGCAAGAAAAAUUGGUGUUAAGUUCAUCCUGCAUAAAUAUAAAAUGUGUUGUAAGAUUUUAUAAGGCAUUAUCUAAAACUUGCCUUUUGUGAGGAAAAAAAGUAUAGUAGAAAAAGCUGACCUAAUUUAAUAUUAGAGAAAAUGGCGAAAUAGUAGAUGAGCACAAAGGUUUUAUAAGUGGUAAAUGAUUAGAGAAAACGAAGCAUGGGGAAGGGCUGCUUCUUCCUGCCCCUCUAAAAACACGAUGCGGCUGGGUAGCAAACCUCUGGCACAGCGCGCACUCCGCGUGGAAGCGACGCAGCCGUGUGGGGAGAGAAACUCAAGUGAUGCGAGUCCCUGGCACAACUCUUGCCACCCUGCUGGGGGUUGCCACGCCUCAGCUAAAUUCUGAACAAGGCCUUACUCUUCCGGAAGGAUGACCACGUGGUGGUAGCGAGGGCCUACGUCUCCUGGGCUUGUGCCAUGAACAAAAUUCAAAGUCACGUAUAUCUAAAAAUCUAUGAGGAGAGAUUUUUAAAUACUCCUUUUCCUGAGAAAAUAGGGGUUUAAAACCUGCUGCUAUUUUAUAUUUUAAACCUAAUAUCGAGCAGCUACCUAUAAUUUUUUACAUUUGUUUUCCCCCCUAAAUGACGUUCCUUUUGACAUUUUUAUCAUACGCUGUUUGUGACAAAUCAUCAGCCAGAUUUCCCGACUGGCACAUGGGUAUUAGGUACAGGAUUACCUGUGACAUUCACAGCUGCAAAAUGGAGUUUUGUUUUAAUGACAGUUUGGGUAGGAAAUCCUGACAGAGGGUCCCCCACCCCCCAAAAAAACAAAAAGAGGGUGAUAGGCUUUCUCCUCUUUUCAGUCUAGACAUUUGGCGCUUAUUCAGAAAGGAUUUGCUUUUCUUUAAAAUGUACUUCACUGAACUACUUGCAGGCACAUUUCUUCAGGUCUCACCUAAUUGAAACAAGACAGUCUCCCGACACUGAAUCUCGAAGAUAAUCCUUACCACUUCGUAAACCAUUUAUAGCUUUGAAAGUGUUGAGUGAUUCUUUGUUAUUUAUGCAUGUUCAUGAACUUCUUCUGCUGUGCAUUGGAUAGGAGUUACCACAUUCACAUUUACUGUCUAUUUUCUUGUGUGCCUUAUGAGAUGGCUUUUCUGACUGUAUCUCAAUAGUCUUUCUUUCUAUGCAGGUUUAUAAUCAGUACAACUACUGUUUUCUAAAAUACUACACAAGGCUCGGAGUUUGUAUUUCAAUUACACUGACCAAGUAACAAUGUAUUCCAUUUUCAGGAACUGAAUAUUUGACUGUUAAUCCUUUUCCCAUAUGCCCAGCGUGACUCGGAGCAUGUCAGCUUGACAGACACGCCUCACCCAGACAUCACGUACGAACACACACACCUCUCCUGGUGGAACCCGACUCUGUGGGGAAGACACUAACGGUGUUCAUUUUACAACCUACUUUUCUUACCCUUUUAGACUUGAGUGUUUUGUAUGACACCAUCGCCAGAAACUUUAUCCCUUCAGAUGAAGUAUUUUAUUACUAAAAGAGAAAAACAAAAAAAGCUCAGAGUAUAAACCCUGGCUCAGGUGCACAGCCCAGCGGCCGCACUCCCGUCAGUGCUUCCGCCGGCGUCACGCUGCAGCGGGAGUCGGUGUGUCUACAGAUGGUCCCGGUCAAAACUCCAUCUUUUGAGCCCUAAUUCUGUCCAUUGUGUUAGAGACUAAAUCAGGGGUUUGUUCUAAAGAACAAUAUAUGUUUAGCAUUUCCUUUAACUCUAAGGACAACUGAUGAAGCAUUAACAUUUUCUGUACUAACCAUCAUGCGCACAAGAAAUACAUAGUAAAUAAGGAACCAGAAAACUCCUGGCAUCGGAUCAUAAGCAGCUUAGAUGAUUAGAAUGUGAACAAGAUUUUACAAAUGUAAAACUUUUAUUUCUCUGUAGAAACUUUCUUCACUUUGCUGUGCAAGAAGACACUGCUUUGCUAUAUUUAAAAUGGCUUUUUUAAAAGAGAUUUAUGUAUUUGGUAAUGUUUGUAGUCAACAGUUCACACAAGAAGCUGUACGCGGUUUGAUCACGCAAAACCGUUUGGCGGCACAAGCUGGACUUUGUUGCCAUCCUUGAGAUGAACCUUUUAAACAAAAUAAGUGAAUCUCAAUUUUUCCCUGAAUGUGUUGUUUUUUCUUCAUGAUACAAUAAAUACUAUAGUGAACUUUUUAUCAAA
Molecule: messenger RNA, 6175 nt
Organism: Talpa occidentalis (Iberian mole)
Lineage: Eukaryota; Metazoa; Chordata; Mammalia; Eulipotyphla; Talpidae
Gene: MEF2A
Product: myocyte enhancer factor 2A
Exons: 12
Coding region: 1000-2532 (510 amino acids)
Biological process (GO): heart development; cell differentiation; positive regulation of transcription by RNA polymerase II
Molecular function (GO): RNA polymerase II cis-regulatory region sequence-specific DNA binding; protein dimerization activity; DNA-binding transcription factor activity, RNA polymerase II-specific
Source: RefSeq, a predicted model, not a curated record